Sclerotinia sclerotiorum 1980 UF-70 is the source of this 1539-nucleotide messenger RNA. RefSeq lists its product as hypothetical. Gene Ontology annotation, cellular component: plasma membrane. Gene Ontology annotation, molecular function: carboxylic acid transmembrane transporter activity. The transcript has 4 exons. The record is from RefSeq and is a predicted model, not a curated record. The coding region runs from base 1 to 1539 and encodes 512 amino acids. NCBI's taxonomy places the organism in Eukaryota, Fungi, Ascomycota, Leotiomycetes, Helotiales, Sclerotiniaceae. Gene Ontology annotation, biological process: transmembrane transport; carboxylic acid transport.
AUGUUUAAUCGGAACAAGAAAUCCGCGGCCGAGGCCAAUGAUCUUACUGUCGAUUCGAAUUCGAGUCCAGGAAACAGUGACCCUCUCGCCGACAUUCCAAAGACAAAAUGGGAACGUCUUUGGCCAGCGAUGGCUUGUGGUUCGGGAUUAUUCUCUGAUGGUUACAUCAAUAACGUAAUCGGAUCAGUCUCUACCAUGCUCGGAAAAAUUUACGGAAAAACAUACACAGAAUCUGCCGCCGUUAAAAACAUCUCUGCGAUUACAUUUGCUGGUACUGUUGCUGGUAUGAUCAUAUUUGGUUACACCAGUGACAAAUGGGGUAGAGCAAAUACACUUACGCUGUCCACGGUGAUUCUUAUCGUCUUUGCUGCUCUUGGCGCUGGUUCAUAUGGAUAUCAAGGGAGUACAGGGGGUUUAUUCGCUGCACUUGCUGCCUAUCGUUUCCUUGUCGGAGUAGGAAUUGGAGGAGAAUAUCCCGCUGGAUCUGUGGGUUGUUCUGAGGCUUCGGGAGAAUUAAAAGCUGGUACUCGAAACAGAUGGUUUAUUAUCUUCACGAACGUCAUGAUCGAUUGGGGUUUUGUUAUCGGUGCUUUUGUACCAUACUUGAUGGUUGUCAUUUGCUCUGAAGAUCACUUGAGAGCUGCCUGGAGAAUUUCACUUGGUCUCGGUGUUGUUCCUCCAUUACUCUUAUUCUAUCUCCGACUCAAAUUGAAGGAGCCAGAAGAAUUUCAGAGGGAGAGCAUGAAAAAUGUUAAAAUUCCCUACGGUCUUGUGAUCAGAUACUAUUGGUUCAGAUUAUUGAUAGUUUCGUUGAUCUGGUUCAUCUACGACUUCUCCACCUAUUCAUUCGGUAUCUACUCCUCUAAGAUUCUCAGUAACAUUUACGGAGACUCGGCGCCACUUUCUCAAUCAUUCGGCUGGAAUACCGUCAUCAAUCUCUUCUAUAUUCCUGGAGCUAUUCUCGGAUCCUUCUUUUCCGAUUGGAUUGGACCACGAUAUGCUCUUGCGAUAGGAGUCACAUUACAGGGUGUUGUUGGCUUUAUCAUGUCCGGAUUGUACCCGGUCUUGUCCAAAGUAAAGAACGUUCCAGCUUUCGUGGUUGUAUACGGAAUCUUCCUUUCCCUUGGCGAACUUGGUCCAGGCGAUAACAUUGGACUUCUCGCAUCUAAAACCUCCGCAACUGGCGUGAGAGGUCAAUACUAUGCUAUUGCAGCUGCCGUCGGUAAAAUUGGUGCUUUUGUUGGCACUUAUAUUUUCCCAUACAUUGAGGCAGCCGGUGGUGACGCAAACGCUUCAGCGCAAUAUCCAUUUUAUGUUUCGAGUUCUGGAUGUAUCCUAAGUGCGAUCUUGGCGCUUUGCUUUUUACCGCAUGUUGGACAAGAUACUAUUACCACGGAAGAUUUGAGCUUUAGAGAGUAUUUGGAGAGUAAGGGAUGGGAUACUAAUCAAAUGGGAUUGAGAAAGGCGGACAAUCUUGAGGAGGCUGCGGGUAGACGUGAAGUUGGAGAGAAGCAGGAGGAGUUGGUUUCUUCUUCAUGA